Molecule: messenger RNA, 2247 nt
Organism: Insectozyma verbasci
Lineage: Eukaryota; Fungi; Ascomycota; Pichiomycetes; Serinales; Debaryomycetaceae
Source: the annotation of a GenBank genome assembly
AUGUUAAAAUUCACGUCAAGAAGAUUUUUAUUUAAAUUACUACUGCUAUCUACUAUAACGUAUACUAUCUAUUUAUCAAUAUGUUUAAUUUUACAAAAACCAACUAUUAAACAAUAUAAUCAACAACUUAAUUUAGUCAUAAAUCAUAAAUUUAACCAAUGGUAUUAUAAUAUCCUAUCUUCAAAAUAUGAUCUAGAUUUAGAUUCCAAAUUUAAUAAGAAACUAGAAGAAGUGAAAAGAGAAAAACUAUCUCAUGAUGAAUAUAAUGAUUUUUGGGAUUUACGAGAAGAUUUAAAAUAUCCAAUGGAUGUAAAUUACCCAGGGCAUAAUUCAUUUAUCAAACCAAUUAUUCAACCAUUUGAUCCUAGAUUGACAUUAUCUGUAUAUUACAACUACAUUACUGAAAACUAUCAUCCUGAUCUUAAAUUACCUUUUCAUUGGUCUGACUGGACUGAUAUGUCAAUAUUAAAUAAGUUCAUACUAAAUCCCGACAAAGAGAAUUUAUGUUCCACCAUGUUCAAUCUCACCCAACCUGAAGUCAUAAAGGAUUCAAUGAUUAAACCUGUUCAAUUAUAUUGUAAAUAUGAACCUGACAGUUUAUUAGCAUAUACUAUCUUUGACAUUUCCGGACAACAAACAAUACAAAAUAGAGAAAUAUUGGGUAAAUCAUAUUUAUUUAGAACUGCUUCAUCUCCAAGAAAGAUUGUAAUGUUGACUAAUUCAAAGUCAUACCAAUUUGAAGUUGAAACUGAAGAGAAUAAUCUAUAUAAUUCAAUAAUUAAUAAUGGAAUGAUUAAAAAUUCAAAAUAUAACGUCUUGGAAAGUUUCAAAUCACUCACAAAAACUAUCCCACCAAAUUCAAUCAAAUCAGAAAUGCUAACUGAUCAUAUAAUAAACAUUCCGGAAGAGUCAUUUUCAAGUAAUCAUACCAACAUCAUAAAUCAAAUAAAAUCAUCAACAAUUUCAACAACAGACCAACAUUUUAUAGAAUCAAUUGAAUAUAGUAGUUCUAUUGAAUCACCACCAAAAUACUUUGAAGAAGCCAAAUUACUAAGAUCUGUUGGUGAUUCAUGGCAAGGUGAACAUUAUGAUUGGAGAUUUUUCAGUGGUUUAAUUCAUGAUAAAAAUGAACAAAAUAUAAUAUUACAUAGAUUACUUAAAAAUUAUCUAAAUUUCACUAAAUCAAAUGGGAUAAUUACAUGGAUAGCACAUGGUUCUUUAUUAUCAUGGUAUUGGAAUGGUAUUUCAUUUCCAUGGGAUGGUGAUAUUGAUGUCCAAAUGCCAAUACAAGAUUUAUAUAAACUAUCUAGAUCAUUCAACCAGAGUUUAAUAAUAGAGAGUGUAUCUGAUCUAACUGGUGGUUUUGAUGGUAUGGGCAGAUAUUUUCUUGAUGUUGGAUCUUCAAUUACUCAUAGAAUUAAAGGAAAUGGAAAUAAUGCUAUUGAUGCAAGGUUUAUUGAUGUCGAUACUGGUUUAUAUAUAGAUAUAACUGGAUUAGCAUUGAGUUCAGAACCUGCUAAUUCAAGAUAUGAUCCAGAAUAUGAAUUAAUUACAGGAAAAUCAAUGACUCAACAUAUGAAAUCCGAAAUUAAUCACUAUGUAAAGAACCAAGCUUUGAAAGUUUAUAAUUGUCGUAAUGGGCAUUUUUCAAGUUAUAAUGAAUUAUCACCAUUAGUAUCAACAGUGAUUGAGAACCAUUUAGGUUAUAUCCCAUCAAAGUUUAUAAACAUACUCAAUUCAGAAUAUAAGUUAGGUGCAUUAACAAAGAAGAAUCAUCGAGAUUUUACAUUUUUUAACAAUUUUAGAAUUUGGUAUAAUACUGAGAUUGUCCUUGAUUAUCUAAGACAAAAUGAAAAUUGGCAAAAACACAAAAAUGGGAAAAUAGUCAAGAAUACAUCACUAAGAAUUCCAUCUCAAUUGGAAUUAUUAAAUUUGAAUAAAUUAACAAUGGAUGAUCAUUUGAAUUUAAUUGAAUCAAAUGGAUUAUUUUACGAAUUUGAAAAAACUAAAUCAUUUACGAAAUAUCAUCAAUUAGAAUUAGAAAUGUUUUUGAAAAAUAAAUACCAAGAUACGGAGAAAUUAAUUAGGGGUUAUGAUGAGUUGGGUAAGAGUUUAAGAGGUGAUUAUUUCAUGAAUCAGAUAUUUAAAGAUGGUGAGAACUCCGAAUUGAUCAAUUAUGAAGUUAGAUAUAAUAAAUUAAUUGAAUUGAUGAAUGAGUACAAGAGUGAGAAUAAUAAUGAUGAUUAA